GUCGAUCUAUUUGAUUUGUGGUGUGCCUCCGCCUUCGCUUCCGCCUCCUCCGCCUCCACCUUUUCUUAUUCGCCUUCCAUCUCGCUUCGACGUCGCCAGCGAUCGCGCCCUGCUCCGCCAUGGCCUCUCCGCUCGAAUCGUGCUGGCUGUAUCUCAUCACUCAUUUCAGCGAGUUCCAGUUAGCAACUGUCGGCACUUUCUUAAUUCAUGAAAGUGUCUUUUUCUUAUCUGGACUUCCAUCUAUAUACUUUGAGAGGUCAGGGCUUUUCAGCAAAUAUAAAAUUCAGAAAAAGAACAAUACUCCAGAAGGGCGAGAGAAAUGUAUUGUGCGUCUUAUCCUGUACCAUGUAUGUGUCAACUUACCAGUUAUGCUCAUCUCUUAUCCUACAUUCAGAUUCAUGGGGCUGAGAAGCAGUCUUCCGUUGCCUCACUGGACUGUCAUCGUAUCUCAAAUUAUUUUUUACUUCAUCUUGGAGGAUUUUGUCUUCUACUGGGGACACAGGAUUCUGCACACCAAAUGGCUAUACAAGCAUGUUCAUAGUGUCCAUCAUGAAUAUGCUACACCUUUUGGACUAACUUCUGAGUACGCCCAUCCUGCUGAAAUCCUUUUCCUUGGAUUUGCCACAAUUAUUGGUCCAGCUUUAACUGGUCCUCACCUCUUUACUCUUUGGUUAUGGAUGAUAUUGAGAGUCUUGGAGACGGUAGAGGCUCACAGUGGGUACCAUUUCCCAUGGAGCCCCUCAAACUUUUUGCCUUUAUAUGGAGGUUCUGAUUUUCAUGACUUCCAUCACCGUGUGCUUUAUACAAAGUCAGGCAAUUAUGCAUCGACUUUCGUUUACAUGGACUGGUUGUUUGGCACUGAUCAAGGUUAUCGGAAGCUGAAGGCCCUCGAGGAAGUAGAAGGAAAGAAAUACUAAGCACCAAGAAAUAUCUAUUCUGACAUCCUAAGCCUAUCUGAAGCAUCAUCUGAAGUUUGGUGUCUCCUCUUCUAUGUCUGGAUGGCACAGAGAUGAUCUUCCAAUUGUAGUAAGGACUUGUAAACCUCGUGCCUUUUCCACCCCAAAAGGAUGAAUCCUCUUGUGGGCAUCCUCUCUUUGAUCACUGAAGUUAGCCGAGUAGAGGUUGGGUUGUGAAACAGCUUCUAUUUGAAUGGUUAUAUUCAAAGUACUUGGAAGUGUCAUAUGAGACAUCAGUUUGACAUUUGCAUUAAUCAGGCAUGUAACAAUGGGUCAAAAUUCAGUUUAAGGUAUAUAUUGUUAUUUCCUUUUUAUCCAUCA
This is a messenger RNA of Musa acuminata subsp. malaccensis (wild Malaysian banana), 1277 nucleotides long. RefSeq names its product very-long-chain aldehyde decarbonylase GL1-8-like. The record is from RefSeq and is a predicted model, not a curated record. NCBI's taxonomy places the organism in Eukaryota, Viridiplantae, Streptophyta, Magnoliopsida, Zingiberales, Musaceae. Gene Ontology annotation, biological process: sterol biosynthetic process; 4-alpha-methyl-delta7-sterol oxidation. Gene Ontology annotation, cellular component: endoplasmic reticulum membrane. Gene Ontology annotation, molecular function: iron ion binding; C-4 methylsterol oxidase activity.